Ilex paraguariensis (yerba mate) is the source of this 885-nucleotide messenger RNA. Lineage: Eukaryota; Viridiplantae; Streptophyta; Magnoliopsida; Aquifoliales; Aquifoliaceae. The record is from the annotation of a GenBank genome assembly.
AUGGACAAGGAUGAUGAUCCCAUAGCCAUGUACGAAAGCAUUUUUUGGUAUCGUCACAAAGUGACUCAUCGCAAAACCAUUCACAUGGCUUACCCAUAUUAUUCUCCACCCCCACCUGCCAUGCCACCACCACCGCCUCCACCACCAACUGUAUGUAAUGAUACCAUGCCGCCACCACCAUCACCACCUUGUCAAUGUGUUCAACCACCUCCGACUGCUUCGCCACCAACCCCUACUAGUGGCCCAGUAACACCAAUUUCAAUACCACCCCCACCAGCUCCUGUAUCACCAAAUCCUGGUGGUCCUUAUUUGCCCCCACCAGUCGUGCCACCGUAUAAUUCGCCACCACAACCAGAAACUCCUCCUGAUGGCCCAGUCAUUGCACCGGAAACACGUACUUCACCACCAUUAACACCACCACUUCCUGGUGCACCGCCAGGUUACUGGCCACCAUCAUCACAUGCUGCACCACCUCUCAGUACUAUCCCGCCAUCCUCUGGAUCACCCACACCAUACAAUUCUCUUCCACCAUCAUCAAACAUACUGGUUCCGCCGCCCUCAGGCGGUGGCAGCCACACGGCUGUCAUCGCCGCGUGCGUCUCGCUAGGUGGUCUUUUCUUCCUCGCAUUUCUUGCAGUUGGUCUCUUCUGCUUGGCUAAGAAAAAGAAGAAGCAGGUUAUGAUUCCGGCAGCUGCUUAUGUUCCGGGAUAUGAAGAAGAAAGAACAGAGCCAUACGCUGUGGAAAUCGUGCAAACUCAUGAAGGUGUACGUUUAGGUGGAGGUGGUGGCGGAUUUUCCGCGGGAGCCACUGCUAGCUCCCCUUCUCCGCCGCAUGUCUCUAGGCCUCCCACCGCCACUCGUCCAAGCUAUCAGCAAUAUGGAUAG